Messenger RNA from Apodemus sylvaticus (European woodmouse), 4033 nucleotides. It is a transcript of the gene Fbxl20, whose product is annotated as F-box and leucine rich repeat protein 20. The coding region runs from base 273 to 1589 and encodes 438 amino acids. Lineage: Eukaryota; Metazoa; Chordata; Mammalia; Rodentia; Muridae. Gene Ontology annotation, molecular function: protein binding. The transcript has 15 exons. Gene Ontology annotation, cellular component: SCF ubiquitin ligase complex. Gene Ontology annotation, biological process: SCF-dependent proteasomal ubiquitin-dependent protein catabolic process. The record is from RefSeq and is a predicted model, not a curated record.
GGGUACUGGGCUGGGGCAUUGCACCCCCUGAUCCCGAGGUGUAGUCUCGCUGGCAGCUCCUGUGCAGAGCUGGCGCUAGGUCCUCGUCUUAGCGCAACCAGCUCCUGCCUUCUGGAGCCAGGCACUGAGAGUCAUCCGCCCCGCAGCGGCCCCCAAGGCCUCCCUGCAGCACCCCGUAAUGCAAUUCACCGGGGCGGGGGAGGCAGCGGCAGCACCUACGGCGGCGGCGGCAGCACUGCCCCAACCUAGAGACGUCUAGAAAGAGGAGGAAAAUGGCUCCGAGCAGGGACCGCCUGCUGCACUUUGGGUUCAAGGCGACAAUGUUCUCAAACAGUGAUGAGGCUGUAAUCAAUAAAAAACUUCCCAAAGAGCUCCUGCUAAGGAUAUUUUCUUUCCUGGAUGUUGUUACCCUGUGUCGCUGUGCUCAGGUCUCCAGGGCCUGGAAUGUCCUAGCUCUGGAUGGCAGUAACUGGCAACGAAUAGACCUGUUUGAUUUCCAGAGAGACAUUGAGGGCCGGGUAGUGGAAAAUAUUUCAAAACGAUGUGGAGGCUUUUUACGAAAGUUAAGUCUUCGCGGGUGUCUCGGAGUAGGAGACAAUGCAUUAAGGACCUUUGCACAAAACUGUAGGAACAUUGAAGUGCUAAGUCUCAAUGGGUGUACGAAGACGACUGAUGCUACCUGCACUAGCCUUAGCAAGUUCUGCUCCAAACUCAGGCACCUGGACUUGGCUUCCUGUACAUCAAUAACAAAUAUGUCUCUCAAAGCUCUGAGUGAGGGCUGUCCACUGCUGGAGCAGCUGAACAUUUCCUGGUGUGACCAAGUGACCAAGGACGGCAUCCAAGCCCUAGUGAGAGGCUGCGGGGGUCUCAAGGCCUUGUUCUUAAAAGGCUGCACUCAGCUAGAAGAUGAAGCUCUAAAGUACAUAGGUGCACACUGCCCUGAGCUGGUGACUUUAAACUUGCAAACCUGCUUACAAAUCACAGAUGAAGGUCUCAUCACCAUAUGCAGAGGGUGUCAUAAGUUGCAGUCCCUCUGUGCCUCUGGGUGCUCCAAUAUCACAGAUGCCAUCCUGAACGCUCUAGGUCAGAACUGCCCUCGGCUUAGAAUAUUAGAAGUGGCCAGAUGUUCCCAGUUAACAGAUGUGGGCUUCACCACCCUGGCCAGGAAUUGCCAUGAGCUUGAAAAGAUGGACCUAGAAGAAUGUGUGCAGAUCACAGAUAGCACAUUAAUCCAGCUUUCCAUACACUGUCCUCGGCUCCAAGUGUUGAGUCUUUCUCACUGUGAGCUGAUCACAGACGAUGGAAUUCGUCACCUAGGGAACGGGGCCUGUGCCCACGACCAGCUGGAGGUGAUUGAGCUGGACAACUGCCCACUAAUCACCGAUGCCUCCCUGGAGCACUUGAAGAGCUGUCACAGCCUUGAGCGGAUAGAACUCUAUGACUGCCAGCAGAUCACCCGGGCUGGCAUCAAGAGACUCAGGACCCAUUUACCCAACAUUAAAGUCCACGCCUACUUCGCCCCUGUCACUCCACCCCCAUCAGUAGGGGGCAGCAGACAGCGCUUCUGCAGAUGCUGCAUCAUCCUAUGACGACGGAGGUGGUCGACCUUGGUGAACUGAGUAUUUAAUGACACUUCUAGACAUACCAUGGAGUCUCUCCAGUGGAAGCGACCCCAGCGUUCUGGGCAAGGGUUACAAAGCGAGGGCAGCGUCCAGAUCCCCAGAGCCGCACACACACAGGCACGUGCGUCCUCACCCCAUCCUCUGUGGUUCUGUGACCAUGGCUCUGAAGUUCAGACCGGCUGUAACAAGUGGGUUGGUACAACCUAACCAUUCCUGUUGGACAUGCCCAGAAGCAAUCGCAAGCCGUGGUCUAGGGAGGGGCAUUCCAGCAGAGCCCAGUGUUACUGCUUCUGUGGUUCCUUUAUUUUAUUAAGGGGUUUCUGUGGGGGUUUGAAACAGUAACUAUGACCCUCCAGGGUGAGAGGUAGCAUGGAAAACAAUAUAUGACGUAUCCAGGGACCAGAAAGAAAACUUCUCUGCAUCCUAGAAAUGGUAGCCAUCCACUGGGAGAUGCCUACACGACUUCUGGGCUUCCUUGUUCCCAUGCUGACAUGCUGACAUGCUCACAGAGAAGGCUCAUUCAGUCAUCUGGUGUUUUAGUAUUUGACCCAGAGGUUUUUAGCGGCUGCGUUGAAAUCACUGGGGUCCAAAUAGAAUUCCUCUUCUUAUGUGCUCAGUCUGUCACUGUAUGUCACUGCACCUGUCUUCCGUUCUCUCGCUCACUGCCGCGCUCUCUCUCUCUCCUCCAGUCUGUCCUCCUCAGGAUGCUGCCCACUUGAUUGUUACUGUGUUGCUGUUGUGUUUACAGUUUGCAUUUUGGAUGAAUUAGUUGGGGUCACCAAACAUUUUUAAAAGAAACAUCAAUAAAUAUUUUUUUAAUCUAACUUUUACCAUCAGGGGACCCUGCCUGAAUCUUUGCCAGUCUGGAAAGAAAUUUUUACAAAAGCAGGAAAGUUGUUAUAAGAAAUAGUUGGACUGUUUGGAUGAAAAGAAACUGUGCUUUUGUUUCUGUUGUAUCCUAUGCCGAAUGCUCGUUUGCACACUGUGCACUGCCCACCACCCCACCCCACCCCACCGAGCUGUCCGCCACGCAUUUUCUUCCUUCCGAACUCACUGAGCUUACCAAGACAAGAGAAGUGCAUUAGCGUGUAGGGUGGAUGAUGAAUCCCCAAACUGAGCCUGAAUGUCCCCACUACCCAAGCUCAAGCACAAAUGACCAGCGUCCUGUGCCAGCAGGCAUGUGGGAUCUCUGCCUCUGUCGGAGUUACUGGAGUUACUUGAUUUGCAGCAGUGCUGCUGGGGUGGGGGCUGCUGCUGGGGUUUCUCGAUCCCCUCCCACAUUUAAUCCCAUGAGAGAUUCAAGAAGAGCCCUGUUAAUGACUAUCUGCCUGUGUGUUAACAGAAGACCUGAGCAUCUCAGCUGUCUCUGCAUACUUCCUUUGAAGGGGAUAUGAAGGCAGCCAGCUAAGAGCACUGGGGCAGCCAGAGAGCCUGGAGAAGGGAGUGGGGCUCAGAGUCUAUACCAAGCCUGGGCACCUGACACCAGAGCAGAGGGAACAGGUUUAGCACUUAUGGCUCAGAGUCAACAAAAAGCCUCUUCAAAGAAACACACAGAAAAAUGAGAGAAAUUAAAUGAGUUUCUAAGGCAUAUUUCUAAACCCUUGGUAGAAGCCUUGUGAUGUUUAUUGUUGUAUUGGGAGAAAGAGGCUUUUAGGACAUGGAUGUGCAAGCCUUUUAACCUGGCGUGCUAAAAGGACUAUUCUAAUGCUAUCGUGCAUGUUCUGCUAGGAAUAAAGUCUGAUGUAUUUCUGCAUUAAUGUAGAAAACAAUCAGAAGAAAGGGCCUCAAAUGCUAUACCACCACAUUUAUUUAUCAUAUUAAACUUAUUUAAAAUCUUAUUUUAUUAUGCUCUUUUGAAAGCUAAAUUACUUGUGUUUUUAUUCCUUUCCACCUUUAUGUUUAAAUUACCCUAAGAGAAGUCUCUUUCCUCUGAGACCAUCUUGUUACGUUGCUCACCUGACUGGUCUCAGUCACCAGGACUCCAGUUACCUUAGCUAGUGCCCUGAGCGGCUGGGGCUUGGGUGGCUAGUUCUGCUCUACCUGACAGGGAGACUUGUGAACCUCUUGCCCCCCACCCCCAGACAAAGUCCUACUCAGUAGCCCUGGCCGGCCUGGAACUUGUGGUUAUCUUUUUGCCUAGGCCUCCUUAGUGCUGGGAUUAUAAAGUUAGUCUCGGUGCACACAUACUCAUAUACACACUUGCAAAUGUAUUUAGAUGUAGAUCCCCUAGGGCUUUCCAACAAAACCAAAAGAAGUUGAAGGACCAUCAGCUCUAAACUAUGUUGUUUGUUUUUUUUCCCUAAGUGCCUCACAAGUUGACAGUAAGACCUGAGCGCUGAGCAGGUCGCAGGCUGGGAUGGAUUGCCCCAGUCUGAGUCGUUCACGUACUUCUUUUUUUUUUUUUUCAUUAA